AUGAAAGAGCUUUAUACAGAAACAUCACAAUAUCGUAACUGGCGUUUUUCAAAGGCAAAGUUACAAGAAACUCGUGAUAAGAACCACACAUUAGCUGUAGAAAGAGUAAAGAAAAAGGUGUUAGAAGAAUCACAAAAUUUGGAAACUUCGUCACCUGCAUAUAGUGAACAAACAGAAAAUGUGGGUUCACCACGUGUGAAUCCCUCGGAGAUCGAAUAUUUAACUUUGGAAGAUGAGUUGGCAUUAUGCAAUUUUUAUGAAACUCGAAUACUUCCAAUGGCAAAUUGCUUUCCAAAAGAAGUUAUCGAGAAUAAGCUCACUGACAAAGUAAAAGCAACUGCGAUAACUUUUGCCAAAAGAUUUUAUUUGCGAAAUACUAUAAUGGAUUAUCAUCCUAAAGAAAUUAUCGUUACCUGUCUGUUCCUUGCCGCCAAAGUUGAACACUCCUUCGUUGCUAUCGAGGAAUUUACAAAAGUGGUCAAACGUCCUAAAGAAAUAAUAUUUGAACUCGAAUUAGUAGUUUCUCAAAGUUUAAGAUAUGAAUAUGCCGUCCAUCAUCCACAUUUGGCAUCAUUUGGAUUGUUUCUAGAUAUGCAGAAUUUCAUAAAAGAUAAUUCUAAAGUCAAGUUCUUAUACGAAAAGUCACUUGAAUUUGUCAACAAAUCACUUUUUACAGAUUGCAUGUUUAUUUACCAACCAUCGCAAAUUGCCUUGACGACACUGAGAAUGGCAGCCAAACAAGACAAUUUUGACUUGGAAAAAACUUACCUCCGGUUUAAAUUCAAGUCUGAUCCCAAAGAAAAAGUUAUUGAACUUUAUAAGAUACUCGACGAAAUUGAAGAUAUAAUUAACAGUCACGUAAACAUAACUGUUGAACAAGCAAAGGAUAUUGACGCUCGUCUGCACAAGUGUAAAAAUCCAGUGAAAAAUCCGAAUAGCGCAAU
Dentiscutata erythropus is the source of this 944-nucleotide messenger RNA. NCBI's taxonomy places the organism in Eukaryota, Fungi, Glomeromycota, Glomeromycetes, Diversisporales, Gigasporaceae. The record is from the annotation of a GenBank genome assembly.